AUGUUAGAUAGUUAUUGUAGGUAAAUAAUGUAGCCUAAACGUGUUGUUUAUAAUAAGUCAGAUUUGGAAUGUGGUUUUCCAAGAUAAGAUUUCUAAUUAUAAGGAUUACAAUGUUCUCUAUACAAAUGCAAUAAAUAUACUCAAUCAUGUAUAUUAUAUUUACAUGGCUAUAAUGGAUCAAGGUUAGAAGCAGUCUAAUAUGCUCCCUAUGUAUGUAAAAGUGAUUUUGAUUUUUGUUCAUUUGAUUUUUAGGCAGCUGGAUAGUCCUAAGGAGACUUUGUAACUUUUGGGUAAUUAGUCAUUAUUAUGAAGUUUAAAAGAGGAGGAGAACAUAUCAUUAGUAAUUCGAUAUUUGAAAGAGAAAUAUUUUCAUAUUAUUUUAUGGGGAAGAUCUAUGGGAGCAACUACAGCCUUGAUGUAUACUCAAAAGAAUGAGAAUAUAAAAUGUUUGGUUUUAGAUAGUCCAUUUUUAAUUUUGGAAGAUGUUGUGAUUAAUUUAAUAAAACUAAAACUACAUACUCCAAAUAUAAUAAAUAAAGGAUUGUAUGAAUUGAUUAGAAGUAUAAAAUCUAAAUAAUUCAGGAUGCAUUGCAAAAUUGUUCCAAUUUCAUAUUAAUAAGGUUUAAUUGCCUUUAAAUUUAAAUAUCACUUGUCCAAUGCUAUUGUUGGCAUCAAAAUAAGAUAGUCUAAUUCCUUAAUAUCAUUUUGAUACAAUAUUUAAGGGAUAUUUAGGUCAUAAGAGAUAGGUUGUUUUGUAAUGUAAUCACAACGAAUAAAGAUCAACUGAAAUCAUCAAGACUAUUAUUGAAUUUACAUAAGCUAUGACACCACAAAGUCGAUUCAGUCCAACCAAAUAUCCUAAUCGUCUGUUGGGUGAUUUGGAUGAGUAAAAAUAUAUAGCUGCAGGAAUUAAGAUAAAAUAGAAAAUUAUGAGAAAUUAAUCAACAUCCUCUCAUAAUAAGAAUUCGGCUUAAAUAUAGAAGGAUAAGGCUUUGAUUUAAUUGUCUAAUCUUAAAUGA
This is a messenger RNA of Paramecium pentaurelia, 1019 nucleotides long. The record is from the annotation of a GenBank genome assembly. Lineage: Eukaryota; Ciliophora; Oligohymenophorea; Peniculida; Parameciidae.